AUGACUUGUGUCCUUAAAGGGGUUGAGCAGCUCAGGGUCAAGGGUAGAGUGCGAGUGCCCGAGCGUGACGUCACCGAUGAGGUAAUGCGUGCUCUGCCCAUGUCGAGUGAGGGGAACAAUCGAACGGCCCGCGAGAAUGGAGUAGCGAAUAAUCAUGGCGGCGCCGAACUUAAAUCGGAUCCCGUCAGCCCCGAGAAGCAGUUACUUGUAUUCAUGUGGUACAUAGUCAACCAAGAAUCUAUGAGGCAAAUAGCUCUCCAGUUUGACUUGUCCAUAUCGACCGUGUGCUUGAAAUUCAAGAAAGUAGCCCGAGCCAUCAUCCGCAGAUUUAUUCAGGUAAUCAAUUGGCCGACCGUACAAGAACAGGCCCAGAUAUCAGCAGCGUUUGAGGCAACCAACCAGCUACAGGGUGUCAUUGGGUUACUCGAUGGGACGCACAUUGAGCUGACUGGCUGUAUUGGAAGGGAUCAGGACUACAUCAACAGAUCCAGAUAUCCAUCAAUGCAGUUGCAGCUUGUGGUAGACCACAAAUUAAUGAUUAGAAAUGCAACUACAGGUUGGCCUGGAUGUGCCCAUGAUGCCAGGGUGCUUCGCAAUAGUGCUCUGUUCGAACGUGCUGAGGCUGGUCAGGCAGUGGCAGAUGGCAACAUAAUCUUGGCAGAUUCUGCCUAUCCGCUGAAGCGUUGGCUGAUUACACCAUUCCAGAACAAUGGAAAUUUGACAAGAGAGCAGCGAAAUUUCAACCGCAGGAUAUCAGGGUGCCGACAAAGUGUUGAAAGGGCCAUUGGUCAUCUGAAGGGACGGAUGAGGAGGUUGAAAGAGGUCAUGGGGCAUGAUGCUGGUGAGGUCGAGGAACUCAUCAUGACAGCAUGCAUUCUGCACAAUCUUUGCAUCAUUGAGGAUGAUGACAUUGAUCAUUAUAUUGAUAUGGACCUGCCACCUCAUCCAAAUCGUUUACCAAAUAUGAUCCGAAAUGCUCGUGACGGAGUGGUGCGUCGACAACAAGUGAUGCAUGAAAUCAAUCAGCUGAGAGAUGCGCUCUAA
Messenger RNA from Lineus longissimus, 1044 nucleotides. RefSeq lists its product as uncharacterized. The coding region runs from base 1 to 1044 and encodes 347 amino acids. The record is from RefSeq and is a predicted model, not a curated record. The transcript is spliced from 5 exons. Lineage: Eukaryota; Metazoa; Nemertea; Pilidiophora; Heteronemertea; Lineidae.